This is a messenger RNA of Saccostrea cuccullata (small rock oyster), 3554 nucleotides long. RefSeq names its product chaoptin-like. The transcript is spliced from 2 exons. Gene Ontology annotation, molecular function: protein binding. Bases 309 to 3242 code for a protein of 977 amino acids. NCBI's taxonomy places the organism in Eukaryota, Metazoa, Mollusca, Bivalvia, Ostreida, Ostreidae. The record is from RefSeq and is a predicted model, not a curated record.
UCUGUCAUAAUCAGGAAAACUUUUAUUUUGGGAUAGUUUUGUAGCGAUACCUUCCACUUUCACCAUGUGAAGGACAAUUUGUUUUCAUGAAUUCUUUACUGAGUUGAGGAGGAAAUUAAGUUGAUAUCAGUGUACUGUAUGUAAGGGGGACAGUUAAAAACAUGGAGACUUGUGGCUAGACGACUAAUCAGUUCUUCAUGAUAAGACAGUGAAGGAAAAAAAUCUCCAUUUUCCAUUCUUUUUGUAUAUGAGAGGAGGAACAAAGUCAUAUCAGUGUGUAGCACCUUACAUAAGUUUUGGGAACUGCAAUGGCCUUCUAUGAGGACACCACAAGGUUCAUUGCAUGUGUUGGUGUUCUUUUAAUCUGGACUAUUCCUUCCUCCCAGGGUUGUAUGAAAGGGUGUGUUUGUGACAAUUCCACUGUGUCCUGUACUCAAAUUUUAACCUUUAGUGCUUUUACAUUUCAACCCAAAAUUACUAAACUCAACAUAACUCUCAGCUAUCUGGGACCUCAUCUACAAACCUCUUUUUCUCCCUACAUGGAUUUAGAAGAGCUUUAUUUAUCAAAUAACAGACUUCACGUGCUGGAUGGAAAUAUAUUCAAGUUCCUCAGAAGACUGAAAUACCUUGACCUUAGCAUGAAUCACCUAGUGCGCCUUGACAACCACAUUUUUCAACAUUUGUCGUCUCUAGAAGUUUUGGAUCUCAGCCACAAUGACUUUUUUAUUCUGCCGGACAUUCCUUUCAGAUACCUCAUUAACCUUAGAGUUUUUAACAUGAGUUUUAACCAAUUACAGAACCCUAAACUAGGACUUAGAUUUCAGGUCAUGACCUUCUUAAAUGUCCUUGACCUCUCAGCAAAUAACUUUACUAUCAUUGGUAAGGACACAUUUGAAAAUACUCAAGGAUGGUCUGAUCAAGUUCCAAAGCAUGUCAAUCUGUCUAACUGUGCAAUCUCAGUGAUAGAACCUGACACUUUUGUCUACCCAGUGAGAAUGGAGCUUCUGUCAGUAGCAGGGAACCCUGGGAUAGGCGUGGAAAAUCUCACAGACAUGUUCAACUCCUCUCAUUUCGAACAACUAAAACAUCUAGAUAUCUCUGAUAUGAACCUGACUGAUGUUACUGAUCUUAUUCCAAUGUUCAGUAGAACCUCUUUGUCUGAACUAAAAAUAGCCAGGAACAACCUGCGGGAAAUCCCCCUAAGUCUGAGGGACUACCUCCGUCGUCUCACAGUUCUGGACAUCAGCUAUAAUCAGCUGGACAAACUUUCCAAUGCUGUGACUGAAAUUGGUGGACUCCUUUAUCUGGAUGCCUCACAUAACAAAAUCACUGAGAUAGAUGAAACUUUCAAACAAUCUCUGACAAACCUCCACACCCUGAGACUUUCUCACAAUCGCCUUGGAGACAACUCAGUGUCUGUAACCAACAGUGAGGCCCUGAUAUUGCUGGACCUCAGCUUCAAUGAAAUGACACACUACCAGGCCCCCAGCACACUGAGAAACCUAGAGGACCUACUGCUGUCUGGAAACCGGAUCAGAAACAUCUCGUCCAUGACUGGCCUCCACAACCUUCGGAGGUUUGACAUCAGUCAGAACAGCCUGAUCCAGCUCCCAGAAUUCCUCUUUCUAGACUCCAGGAAGUUAAUCCAAACAAACUUCAGCUCCAAUAAGAUAGCAGUGGUCAAUCAUCAAACAUUCCGUCCAAAGUCACCUGAUGUGAUUGAUCUGUCUAAUAACAAGCUAGUGAGAUUGAGGAAUGCUGGCUGGAAGACUGCCAAAUCUAUAGAUCUCCAUGGUAACAGGAUCAGUGAAAUGGAUGACCAAUCAUUUUAUGCCAUGUAUGACCUGAAAGAGUUAGAUCUUAGCCAAAAUAAUCUCAGUCAACUCAAUCCAGCAGUUUUUGUCUUUUUGAGUGACCUGAUGGUUCUUCAAUUACAACACAACAUCAUCUCUAAUGAUAUUGAACUUUACAAUACAAUGCAAUCAUUAUAUCAGAUAAAAAGUGUUGAUCUGAGCCACAAUAAAUUCAGAUACUUGACUGAGGGAACUUUCAACUCCUGUCCAAACUUGGAGAAAAUCAGCAUGAGUGAUAACCCUAUCCAUCUUCUCCACUCUUCCACUUUCUCUGUGCUGAAGAAACUACAAGAAGUGGAUUUUUCCAACAGCAAUUUCUUAUGUGGAUGUGAACUCAUUGGUUUCCAAGAGUGGAUGUUAAUGACAAAAGUCAGAAUUAUCCACCAAUCCAACAGCAGCUAUGUAUGUAAGUCCCCAAUCCACAGGCUAGGAAUGGAUGUUAGGAGUUAUGAAAUGAGUGACUUUGAAUGUGAUGAGACCCUGUUCUACGUUACUGUGUUUUCCUCUAUAGCAGCGGGUAUCAUGGUGAUAGGUGCUAUCGCGGCUCUCAUUUACUACUACUGCUGCAAAAAUAGAACACAGAAAUCAGAUGAAAUGUACAAACCAAUCAUGAAUGGGAGUGUUCCUUUGAAAGAGGAAAAGAAAAGAAGAGGCAUUCCAAUAGAAAUUCUAAAGAAUGCAGAUGCCAGUGAAGUGGAGAAACUCCUUAAAGCAGAAUAUCGAAGAAAGAAGGAACCUGAGAUAUCCCAGAAAAUGAAGGUCAAGGAGGAUCCCAAGAAAAAGAGGCAGAAAAAGAACACAGUAGAAAACAGGAUCACAAAAGAUAUGAUCAGGUACCCUGGGAUUCAACGUGAUGUGAGAACAUUACCGAGGAGGAUAGAAAAUCGGUAUGUGGAUAGACGCGAUUACUACAGACCAAUGCCAUCACGUCCUAUCUACAACCCCUAUCUGUACGACCGCAGUAAAAGCCAAGUGGACCUAUAUCCACCUUCAAGAAGGUCACAAUAUUACGGAUACAGGGAGAGACCGAGAAACCCCUACUACAUCGCCCAGAACGUAGAUAUCAUUCGGCGCCCUCGACCCAGAUAUAGUCAGAGCAUGCCAGAUAUGCUGAACAGAAUAACCACCCUCCCCAAGCCCCGCCCCCCUAGGGAGCCUCAUUAUAUCAGGAGAGAUCCAAGAACUGAGGAAAGUGCUUAUGACGUGAGGGCUUUUAAUGAUCCAGCUUACAGGCCGUGGGCGGAUCAAGAGAGGUGGGAAGAGAGUAGAAGGGAAUACAUAGCUCCUGCAGAUAUCCCCCCUGAGCCCCCCACAAUUCACUCUGGAUAUUACACGAUCUCGGCUAAAACAGCAGAAAGGGGAAGUGGAAAUAGAACUCAGUGGAUAUAAUGUACAUCUAGCAUAGUUUAUAUUAGUAUUGAAUUGAACGGCUAAGCUUUUUUGAAAAACAAGUUUUUUUUUUCAUGUAUGCACAAAGAAUUCUUGGAAAUUUAUUUAUCCUACCUUUUGUCUAUGUACACUGUAUUGUUAUAAAUGAUUUUAUCUACAUAAUUAUUAGUUUUAGGUAUAAUAAUAAAAUAUAUAGUGUAACUCCAAUUUGUACUGGUAUUCAUAACUGGCUUAAUGCUGCAUAUCGAUUUAUUAUCAAAGUUAUAUAAUUUAUAUAUAUCCAUGCCAAUCUCUGCAUAAAUAUUCUUACUG